This is a messenger RNA of Cornus florida, 2208 nucleotides long. Its product is annotated as desmethyl-deoxy-podophyllotoxin synthase-like. The record is from RefSeq and is a predicted model, not a curated record. The transcript is spliced from 3 exons. The coding region runs from base 490 to 2004 and encodes 504 amino acids. NCBI's taxonomy places the organism in Eukaryota, Viridiplantae, Streptophyta, Magnoliopsida, Cornales, Cornaceae. Gene Ontology annotation, molecular function: heme binding; oxidoreductase activity, acting on paired donors, with incorporation or reduction of molecular oxygen; iron ion binding.
UCCACGUGGAAGAAAGAAAGGACUUCUAGCCUCUUCACUUCUCACUCAGUUCACCAGGAAUCAAUUACAUAAGGAAAAAGGCUUGUGGUACGUGCGGUUCAGCAGGUUCAACCAAAAAAAUCUUGAUAUAUAUGGUGAUAGAGUAGAGUAGGUUUUGGCUGAAGGGCACUGUCCCGGCCGAUCCCAUCUCCACUGCCGCCGGAACCAUUCCCCGUACAUCUCCUCCGUCGGUUUCGGCCUCCCAAUUGAUGGGCUUCUAGGUUGGACUUGUGCUACACGCAGCCUGUGGGGAUCGAGCUGCCCGGUAAUGGGUACCGGCACAUGCCGUUCACGGCGUUGUUGCUGCAGCUGGUGAAGAAGGACGAGAAACAGCCAGAAGACUCGAUUCAACACUAAAAGAACUUCAAGGUUCCACACCAAGCAUAAAUCUGAUGGAAGGGCCAUCAUACCACUGAGACAAGUGAACUCUCGAAUGCAGCUUAACAAUUGAUGAUGGAGUUCCCAUUCCUCUCCUUCCCAAUGAUUUUCACAUUCCUUCUCUUUCUGUUCAUGGUACUCAAAACCAUCAUGAUCAGUUCAUCGCCAAAACUGCCUCCUGGGCCGCCAAAGCUACCUCUAAUAGGAAACCUUCACCAAUUUGUUGGAUCUCUACCCCAUCGCGACCUAAGAGAUUUGGCCAAGAAAUAUGGACCUCUGAUGCACCUCCGACUUGGACAACUUUCUUUUGUUGUGAUUACCUCAGCAGAAUAUGCCAAAGAAGUGAUGAAAACACAUGACAUUGUCUUUGCUAACAGGCCUUAUUCUCUUGCUACAGAUAUCAUAUCUAAGAAGGACAUUGCCUUCGCACCUUAUGGGGAUUAUUGGAGACAACUUCGAAAACUUUGCAUACUGGAGCUUCUAAGUGCCAAACGUGUCCAAUCAUUCCGACCCAUCAGGGAAGAAGCCGUCUCGAAUUUGAUCCAAUCUAUUUCGACCCAUGCAGCUGGAUCUUUGUGCAAUCUCACUGAAAAGAUUUUCUCCGUGACAUAUAACAUCACUACAAAGACGGCUGUUGGUAAGAAAUUCGAUGGGCAAGAAGAAUUCAUAGGACUUCUAAGGGAUACCAUACAGUUAUCAGGAGGUUUCACUGUUGCCGAUCUAUUUCCUUCUAUUAAACUGCUUGCUUUGAUAACUGGGCUGAAGCCUAGAGCUGAAGAGACUCAUCGAAAACUUGAUAAGGUAUUUGAUAAGAUCAUUGAUGAACAUAAAGCUAGGAAGGUGGCAACACAAAACGGUGAUGGUAAAGCUGAUCAAAAAGACCUGGUAGAUGUUCUUCUAAGAGUUCAGGAGAAGGGUAACUUUGAUAUUCCCUUAGAUAUGACAACCGUCAAAGCUGUUAUCUUGGACAUGUUCAUUGCCGGGGUUGAGACAUCAUCUACAACUUUAAAUUGGGCAAUGUCAGAAUUGCUAAAAAAUCCAAGAGUUAUGGAAAAGGCACAAGCUGAGGUGAGACGUGUUUUAUGUAAAAAGGGAAAUAUUCUUAAUGAAGAUGACCUCCAUGACUUGAAUUAUUUGAGGUUAGUUAUCAAAGAAAUUCUCAGAAUACACACUCCUGCCGCUCUAUUACUUCCGAGAGAGAGUAGAGAGAGCUGUGAAAUCAAUGGAUAUGAGAUACCUGCAAAAACCCAAGUCAUUGUUAAUGCAUGGGCAAUUGCUAGAGAUCCUGAAAAUUGGAGUGAUCCAGAGAGCUUUCAGCCAGAGAGAUUUCUUGACAGUUCAGUCGAUUACAAGGGGACUCAUUUUCAAUACACACCAUUUGGUGCUGGAAGGAGAAUGUGUCCUGGCAUUUCAUUCGGGAUAGCUAAUAUUGAACUUCCACUUGCAAAUUUAUUGUAUCAUUUUGACUGGAAGCUUCCUGAUGGAGAGAAGCAAGAAGAUUUAGACAUGACUGAGGUCUUUGGUGCAGUAGUUGGCAGGAAAAAAGAUCUAUGUGUGAGUCAUAUUCCUUAUUAUCCUUUAGCUUAAGAUAUUAAGACAAGAAGGUAGAAAGCAUUGGAUGAUCACUAUUGAAUUUCCAAUUAUCACCUGUAAGAUUAAUUAUGUUUAUAUCUAUUAAUAAUGUAAUAGUAUGUUAGAAUAAUGUGUAUAAUCAUACUGUAGAAAAAUAAAAUAAGAACGGAUGUUUUGUGGGUUUUUAGAGAUAAUUGAAUAAAGAGUAUGCUUCACUUA